GAGGAGGCGAGUCAAAGGAGAGUGUCAAAAUCCUCGUCAAAUUCGACCAAGUUUCCCUGGGACUGACAUGGGCGCCUGUUUUGUAAAGCCCGGUCCCAUGGGCGCCUGCCACGCGCCGCAAGCUCGACGUCGACCUCCUCCUUGCCUCCUCCUCGACGCAGCACUCAGAGACCACCUCCCAUCUCGUUUUCGUAGCUCUUGAGGCGACCAUCUUAUAUCUACUCUGGACGCGACUCAUGGGCUCCGGCGAGGUCACGGAACGCGCUAUCCUGACCUCUGCCUCUUUGGACUGGGAUGCAUUGCGGAAGAGAAGCCUUGAACCGCAUGGGUUCCGAGAUGAACGUAAAACAUUAUGGCCACAGCUGCUGCACGUAGACUCCCGGACCGCCAAAUCCAGUAUACCAACGGCGGACACACCGUCAGAAUCAUCUGCUACUACAGAUGCUCCCGACAGUACAAAGCUUGACCUGUCUGCGGAUCUUGAUGCCGCUUUAGCCCAUAGGGAUGAACGCCAGAUUGGCCUGGACACCAACCGGAGUUUUGUCUUGUACCCAGUAGACGAGGGACCGGACAGGGAACACUUGAAGGAGCAGCUACAUGAGCUGAUUGUAUCCGUCUUCCGUAAACGGCGCCAUCUCAAUUACUUCCAGGGCUUUCAUGACAUCGUGUCUGUCCUGUUCCUGACACUACCGUCCGAGGCGCAGGCUUCAUCUGUGGAGAAGAUGAGUUUGCAUCGAAUUCGCGAUGCGAUGGGCAUGACGCUCGAGCCCGUACUGGGAUUGUUGAGAAUUCUCAAGCGCUUGCUUCACGAACUGGACCCUGAUUUUUCAUCAGUGCUGGAACGCACGUCACCACUGCCGUACUUCGCGCUCUCAAACAUCCUCACCCUGCUCUCUCAUGACGUACCGACGUUGCCCUUGAUCCAGCAUAUCUUCGAUUACCUCUUAUGCAGACAUCCAAGUGCCGUCGUUUACCUCGUUGCCGCGGUCGUCUUGUCGAGACGAGACGAAGUACGGCAACUAGUAGAAGCAGGCGACGAGGGCAUGGUCCAUUCCGUGCUGAGCACACUUCCUGAGUUAUACGAAGAGUAUGAUGAUGCGAUCCCAGACGAAGGCACGUGUGCAGAAGCUGAGCACGAGCCUAUGGCAGCGUCAACCGCAGAUACCCCAGACGCAGCAAUCGUUGUCGAAUCGAGUGCGGAGUCGUUGGACAACAUAGUCGAAGAGCGGCCUGCAGACUUCAGCGACGACAUGACGGCAGUGACUUCUCUUUCCGCUAUGUCCGACACUUCAUCCACAGCCGGUGACGACGAAUCCACGACUGUUGGCCUCGAAUCAGAAGCCGAGGACGAUAUACACGAGAAAGCCGACACAUCGUCAACAUCUCUACUCUCUUCCGACGAACCUGAGAGUGCGUCGACAGAGCCAGCAUCAAAUCCUGACGAAGGAGACCUCUCCGAGAAGCGCCCCCUCUCGCGCGCAUCUACAGUCACCCAAUCCGACGACGCCGCCCCUCCGCGCCCACGCGUCUCCCUCACGUCUCUGCUCAUGCAAGCCGACGACCUCUACGCGCGCUUCCCGCCCUCUCACCCGUCCAUCGCGCUCGCGACGAUCAUGGGCCCCCAGAGCGUGAUGCUCACUUGGUCCGAGGACACGUCGGAGCUGCCGCCGGACGACGACGCGGAGCUGAUGGUGACGAAGCCCGAGCUCAUCGUAGUCCCGUGGAUCGAGCCGGACGACGAGGUCGAGUCCGAUGAGGAGGGCGCGUCUCCGCGCGGCAAGCGACGGUCCAGGGCCAAGGACCGGGAGCGGAGGCGGCUGAAGAAGCCAAGGCAUCUGGUCUUGCAGCGGAAGACGAUGGUCGCGGGUGCCGUGCUCGUGCUCGGCGUCGCCGUUGCGGUGUAUGGGCUGCAGAGCGGCGGGUCGGCGGGGCUGUUCAGGGGCUUUUCGGAGCAUAGGGAGAGGCAUACGUUGGGGAGGGAGUGGAAGAGGAUGAGCAGUUUUGUUGGGGGUGUGGUACUUGGUGUUGGGGAGCGGAUCUUUGAGCCGCUUUUGCAUGGAGGCUGAUUAUUUAUAUUCGUACGGGAACGGUACAAGGCCCACUGGUUGUCUCUACGCAUUCAUUUCAUUUUAUUAUCGCAUUGAUGUUCGUCUUGUCCACAUUAACCAUCCCGAACUCGACCAGCGUCCAUUCUGUGUGCAUAGGUGCGUCAACGCUUGUGGUCACCGUACCGGCCCUGAAAUUC
This is a messenger RNA of Fomitopsis serialis, 2245 nucleotides long. Its product is annotated as rab-GTPase-TBC domain-containing protein. Gene Ontology annotation, cellular component: endoplasmic reticulum membrane. The record is from RefSeq and is a predicted model, not a curated record. The transcript has 8 exons. Gene Ontology annotation, biological process: positive regulation of GTPase activity; endoplasmic reticulum to Golgi vesicle-mediated transport. Lineage: Eukaryota; Fungi; Basidiomycota; Agaricomycetes; Polyporales; Fomitopsidaceae. The coding region runs from base 237 to 2066 and encodes 609 amino acids. Gene Ontology annotation, molecular function: GTPase activator activity.